Molecule: messenger RNA, 4094 nt
Organism: Aptenodytes forsteri (emperor penguin)
Lineage: Eukaryota; Metazoa; Chordata; Aves; Sphenisciformes; Spheniscidae
Gene: MDM2
Product: MDM2 proto-oncogene
Exons: 11
Coding region: 133-1587 (484 amino acids)
Biological process (GO): negative regulation of apoptotic process; regulation of cell cycle
Cellular component (GO): nucleus
Molecular function (GO): identical protein binding; ubiquitin protein ligase activity
Source: RefSeq, a predicted model, not a curated record
UGGCCGGCGGAGGAGCUAAGCCCCGACUUGCCUCCUCUUGGCAGCGCUAUAUAAGGCCCGGCCCGGCCCGACUCGGCCCAGAUACCCGCCGCCGGAGUCCGGCGUGUGGGCUGGACAAGGGCACCGAGGCAAAUGUGCAAUACCAAGAUGUCGUCCCUUACGGAUGCCUCUUCUGUCACCACUUCGGAGCAAGAGGUGCUGGUUAAACCAAAGCCACUAUUGUUGAAGUUGUUGAAGUUAGCUGGUGCAGAAAAGGACACUUUUACUAUGAAGGAGGUAAUAUUCUAUCUUGGACAAUAUAUUAUGUCUAAACAAUUAUAUGAUGAAAAACAGCAACAUAUUGUACACUGUGCAAAUGAUCUCCUGGGGGAUUUAUUUGGAGUAACAAGCUUUUCAGUAAAAGAACACAGGAGACUAUAUUCAAUGAUUUCCAGAAAUCUGAUAGCAAUCAAUCAACAAGACUCUAUGCUUGCUGACACACCUGAGGAUGAUGCCAGAUUUCAGCUUGAAGAAGAAAAUGUUCUAAAGGAAUCUAUGCAAGAGUUAGAAGAGAAGCAGACUUCAUCAAAUGUGACUUCCCGACCAACUACAUCUUCUAGGAGGAGAACGCACAGUGAAUCUGAAGAAAAUGCUUCAGACGAUCUGCAUAGUGACAGAAGAAAACGACACAAGUCGGACAGCAUUUCGUUGACGUUUGAUGAAAGCCUCUCAUGGUGUGUAGUCAGUGGUCUGUGCCGUGAAAGAAGCAAUAGCAGUGAUUCAACAGAUUCUCUCUCCAUUCCUGAUCUUGAUGCCAGUUCAUUAAGCGAAAACUCUGAUUGGUUUGACCACAGUUCUGUUUCAGACCAGUUCAGUGUAGAGUUUGAAGUUGAGUCUAUUUAUUCAGAAGAUUAUAGUCAUAAUGAAGAAGGACAGGAGCUCACAGAUGAAGAUGAUGAGGUAUAUCAGCUGACUAUUUACCAGGAUGAAGAUAGUGAUGCUGAUUCAUUUGACGAAGAUCCAGAGAUUUCUCUAGCUGAUUAUUGGAAGUGUCCCGAAUGUAGCGAAAUGAAUCCUCCGCUGCCACGACAUUGCCACAGAUGCUGGGCCCUUCGUGAGGAUUGGCUUCCAGAUGAAAAGAGCGAUAAAUUGGUAAAGAGCAAAUUAGAAAGUUCCCUCCCCCUAGAGUCUGAAGAAGGUUUUGAUGUUCCUGACUGCAAGAAAGUGAAAAUGACUGAAGAUAAAGAACCAGCUGUAGAGGAGAAUGAGGAUAAAGCAGUACAAAUUUCUGAGUCUCAGGAAAGUGAAGAUUAUUCUCAGCCUUCGACGUCAAGCAGCAUGUUUUGUAGCAGUCAGGAGGACUAUAAGGAACCCGAGAAGAGAGAAAUGGCAGACAAAGAGGAAAGCAUGGAAUCCAGUCUGCCUGUUACCAGCAUAGAGCCCUGUGUCAUAUGUCAGAGCAGACCUAAAAAUGGCUGCAUAGUACAUGGCAAAACGGGACACCUCAUGUCAUGUUUUACGUGCGCAAGGAAACUUAAGAAGAGGAACAAACCCUGUCCGGUGUGCAGACAGCCCAUACAAAUGAUUGUACUAACUUACUUCGGUUAGAUGGACGUUGGCUGGUGAGCAGCAAAAGGAACUUCAUAAACUGGUUGAGAGAGUAAGAAACUAUUUUUGUAUGUGUAUUGGAAAAUAAUAUUUUGGGUCUCUUCACAUUUGGUAUGAAAAGUAAUUGCUGAAAUAAAUGUGCUGGAGUUGUUAGGAGGUUAGCCUAAUACUUGUAAGUCAACUUGAAGAUUUUAAAUCCCUCUCAACAAAAAUGACCAAUUCCUGUAAACUACCUGCCUUUCUGCGUGCUUUAUGUUCCAUACAAGAUAGUGACAUUUGUUUUACUGGAUUCAAUGCACACAUUUAAAAACCCAAAUUCAAUGAUUAUGAGAGGAGAGACAUGUUGAAGAGUUCGUUAAUGUGAGUUUCUCCUCUCAAGAAGAUACUGGAAUCUGGAGAACCUUGUAUCUGUUGCCUGGUGAAGACACCAGGCUCAAUCGGAACCCUCUGAAUAAGUCAAUAAAAUAGAAUUUUGUCUCCCUCAUUCCCAAAACUUAAAUUCCUCCGAGUAACCAAAUUACAGGGGAGAUCUUACGAUAGAAAAACACGUAAGGUUUUGGAAAUAGAAAAGGGUAUUGCGUGUCUUUCACAGUGUGCAUUGUAAACUUCAGGGCUGUGUGUGUCCUGAGAAGUCAUUGGUCCAAGUUCAGUCUUACAGUUAUCUCUUAAACAUCCUGAGAAACUGGCUUUUAAAAUGCUUUGUGGGUUUGGAGGUCUGUACUAUCCUCAUUAUUUUAGCAGUGUGAGAAAAGACUUGAACAGGCGAGACAAAUGAAGGAGGUGCUGUGUAAUGUCAAGUCGGGUAAUAGUAGGGGACAACCUUACUCUUUCUGCACUUGUUUUUGGCUUCAGCAGUAUAGCAUGCAGCUUCAUCACUACAUUCGCUUGAAUAAAAAUAGGGAGGAAAAAAAAGUCCACCUCCAUCUGCAGAAACAAGUAAGUUGUGUAGUUCUAGUUCACAUAGACAUUCUUUAAAUUCAGUAGUCUUUCCAACUUAACGCUGUUUUUCAUCUGUAUCACAAGAAUUCUGAAAAUGUGUUGCAAGGUGUUUGGCCAACUGAAAAUUGGUCGCAUUGGACCUGUCCUUUACUGCUUUUAGCUCUUGUCUCCUCACUGUACUUGUCAGAAACUUUGUGAAACUUACCAGGUUCCUUAUUAAGGAGUCUACUGACUCAGUUCUGUGGUGCGUUCAGAGUAGUAUAAAAAUACCUUAGCUUACAAAAAUAUUCUCACAUGUAUCUUCAGGGUUUAGUUAGAUGACUCAUCUGAGCUGUUUUUCAGAUGGAGAGUUUCUGUACCAGUGUGUGUGUAUUUAUUCCUUUGGAAGACUAGAUUACAAGAGGAAUUGUAUGGUUUCAGCGCCUUUUAAUUUUACAGAUAGCUGCUGAUCAUCUGCCCGACAGAGAAUGGCAAAUAAGUAGUUUCAGCGUCAGGGGAGUGCCAAGAAUGGAGACCUAGCCUAAAUGCAGGAAUUGUGCUGUGUUGCCAUCCUGCAGGCUGAGGUCAAACAGCUUGCUUAACACCACCAGUACAAAACUGUUGAUGCCUGUGCGCUAGCACAGAGACUUUUACCGCUAUAAUUGCCUUCAUGUCGGAGCUGAAGUAGUUACUCUAGUAUAAAGUGUCUGUAAACCGGGGCUGCAAACGCCUUGGAAUACAAGGAAGCGCCUAGGAAAAGGAUGUAAAGCUGUACAGGAGAGACUCUGUAAACCUUUGGUUGUUACUUGCCUGCAAAGAAAUGCCUUCCUAGGUAAAGACUGAAUUACCAGGAUCAGUCACGAUUUGUUUGUACACUUGAGCUCAUUUUUGAAAAAUGCUACUAAAAGAUACUGGUGUCUCUGAAGUUUUACCAUGAUUAAUUUUAACUGAACAAAAUGUAACCCCCAGCUGUAUAUGUUUCUUCAAAUUCUUACAGGCGAGUUUCUUGCCCCUUGCAAUUUGUAAAGCCACAGCAGGUAGCUGGAGGUUCUAGAAGUUCUUUGGUCAGCAGUAACCUUUCAUGGGUUUCAUGGGGUUUGAUAAUCCUUCAGCCCGAGAUAGAGAAAGUCCUGUGGGCAGAUGCUUAAAUUUUUCAAGUAGGGAUGCUUCUAAUAGAUGGUUACCUGCCUUAAUUCACACAUCCUUAAUUUUUGAUUUGGUAGACUUCAGUGCAGUGAAGCUUGCAGAGGCUCUUCCAUUGCACCUGCAGGUCAGAACCCAAUAGCGGUCAUAUCGCAGUCUGGAAUCGGCAGCUGAGAGAGGAUUGUGGACAUGUAUAUGCAGGAGAAGCAUUGAUAACCUGGGGGCCGUACUUAAAAAGCUUUGUCCAUUACAUCAUCUCCUGCGUCUUACGCUUUUUCAGUGCGAUACCUUCUCUGCGGUCACUGUGAUGGUUGUGUAACUGCGGUCCUGGGAGAGCAGCUGUUCUUACCUAGUUCCUACUGGGACAAAGUGUACUGUCCCGCUCUUGGCAUUCUCUUUCACUUCCCUUAAGUGAUAUCUCUAUUUAAAAAAACAAAAAAACAAAC